This is a messenger RNA of Fundulus heteroclitus (mummichog), 3447 nucleotides long. RefSeq names its product exocyst complex component 4-like. The record is from RefSeq and is a predicted model, not a curated record. NCBI's taxonomy places the organism in Eukaryota, Metazoa, Chordata, Actinopteri, Cyprinodontiformes, Fundulidae. Gene Ontology annotation, cellular component: exocyst; growth cone membrane; synapse. Gene Ontology annotation, biological process: exocytosis; chemical synaptic transmission; Golgi to plasma membrane transport.
GUGGUUGUGGAAAAGUCCAUCCAGGACCUCAUGAGCCUGAUGCAGGAUCUGAGUGCCUACUCCAACCAGUUCCUGGAGAUGGUCUGUGACAAACUCAAGGAUUACAAGGAAAUCUGCAACACAGCCUAUAGGGCUAUAGUCCAGUGUGAGGAAAAGCUGACGAUCAGCGCCUCCUGGGCUAAAGAUGAGGACAUCACCCGUCUCCUCCAGUCCCUUCCAAACUGGGCAAACAUGACGCUGCCCAGACAGACGCGACAGAAGAGGGAAGACGAAGAGGACUUUACACGCGCUGCUUUCGCUAAGGAGUCAGAGGUGCUGACAGGAAACCUGGGAGAUAAGUUAAUCCCCCAGAACGAGAUCCUGCGCGACGUCAGCGACCUCAAGGCUCUGGCUAACCUUCAGGAGAGCAUGGAGUGGCUCGCUGGUCGCCUCAAGACCUUCUUCACCAACCUGCCUCAGGCGUCCAGUGCCUCUCCAUCCUCAGCAGACAGCCAGGGGCUUGGGGACAACGAACGGAGCAGGGAGCAGAUUCUCCAGACUCUCAGCGAUCUGUCUCGGGGCUUCCAGGAUAUUGCUGACCGUUGUCUCCUGGUUUUACAUCUGGAGGUCAGGGUGCAUUGUUUCCAUUACCUGAUCCCCCUGACCAAGCAGGGGAACUAUGCCAUUGUGGCCAAUGUGGAAAGCAUGGACUACGACCCCCUGGUGGUCAAACUGAACAAGGACAUCUCGGCUAUAGAAGAAGCCAUGGGAGCCGCUUUGCAGCAGCACAAGUUCCAGUAUAUAUUUGAAGGUCUUGGUCAUCUCAUUUCCUGCAUUCUAAUCAAUGGAGCUCAGUACUUUAAGAGGAUCAGCGAGUCUGGCAUCAAAAAGAUGUGUAGAAACAUCUUUGUCCUCCAGCAGAACCUCACAAACAUCACCAUGUCCAGAGAGGCCGACCUCGACUUUGCCAGGCAGUACUACGAGAUGCUGUACAACACGGCAGACGAGUUGCUGAACCUGGUGGUGGACCAGGGCGUCCGCUACACCGAGCUGGAGUACAUCAACGCCCUGUCCCUGCUGCACCGCAGUCAGACGGGCGUGGGGGACAUGAGCACCCAGAACACCCGUCUCCAGAGGCUGAAGGAGAUCAUCUGCGAGCAGGCCGCCAUCAAACAGGCCACCAAGGACAAAAAGAUCACCACGGUGUAGCGACGAAAACCGAAGGGGAUUACGCUGCCUGGCAUCUUCUGUUGGGAUGUUGUUUUACUGAUGCAUGAGAUUGCCAAGAGAGUAAAGAUCGCUUUAGACGUGAGAUUGUAAGCGUUUGCUUUCAAGUGCGUCCUUUGUCGUUUUUUUUUUGCCUGAUGUGAUGAAAAGGGUUGUAGUUGAGAGCUGACACAGAUAUACGUCUUUCCACCUCUUGAACUGGAGAUCAUAUAGGCUCAUGCUGCACUGACUCACUCUAAUUGGGAAGUUAGGUGACAGCCGGCACAACUGCAAACUUUGCAAGUCUGCUUUCUACAUCGGGCGACUUGCAUUGUCAGUUUCCGCUUUUUAAAAGACAUAAUAGAUCCUCGCCGCAUGCUGACCCUUCUAACAACCCUCCGCUCUCGGCAACAACAGCUCCAGUUAAAAACGGCACCAUGUUGGACAUUCACCUGAAACUCAGGGCCCUAUCUCAUCUCAUUUUCCUAUUAGAACCCAAACUGCUGCUCUCAAUUACACCUCCAUCUCUGCUCGCCCCGCCAGCCCCUGUGGGCUCACUGAUUCUGGUUGCAAUACCAGAUGCCAGAUUAGACCGUCUGAAUGAGGCCACAUCCUCCGUCUGCUGCCAAUUUAGUCUGGUCCCUAAAGAGUGCCCUAGCUGAGAAUUGUAUCAUAUCUGCAGUUGUCAAAAAUCUGUGUGUCGGGCUGCUUUGUUAACUUUCUGAAGUUAACUUGUGCAGCUAUAGCAGAGGAAAUUGCAACUUUUUAUACAUUCUUGUUCUGAUCCGGUAUACCAGAGUUAGCUUUUUUUGCAAAAAGUGUUCACCUCCCUUAAACCUCUCACAUUUUCCAUGUUGCAACCAAAAUGUGUCGGUAUUUUAUCAGAGAUUCAAAAUAUUUUCUCACACUUUCUUGCUAAAUAGCUCUAGCUCAGUCAGGUUGGAGGGAUAAUAUCUGUAAGCAUAAAGUUUCAGUCUGUUUAGGGUUGUGUCGCUGUAAGGAGAAUCCUUCACCCUAGUCUGUAAUCCUUUACAGCCAAUAACAGCUUUUCUUCUAGGAUUGACGAGUAUUUAGCUUCAUCCAGCUUCGCAUCAAAGCUGACCAAACUCCCUGUCCCAUCUGUGGAUAAAACAUCCCCAAAGCAUGACACUGCCACCACCAUGCUCCAGUGUGGGUAUUGUUCUGGGUGACCUCCAUUGGUUUGUUUGUUUUCCAUGCAGGCCAGAUAUUUAAUUUUGCUCUCCUCUGAUCAUAGCACCUUCUUCUAUAUCUCUGCUGGGGUGCCCUCCGUGGCUUUUGAGAAACUUUAAACAAGAUUUGUGCUUUUUUUUCUUGCCAACUUUCCAUAAACCCAGAUAUGUGGAGUGCAUGUCUAAUUAUACAUCAUGUCAACAUAUUCUCCCACCUGAUCGCAGGGUUGCCACAGGUCUUGCUGGGUUACAUAAAAUCCUAUUACGAUACUUAAAAGGAUGUGUUUGUAACAUCAGAAAAUGUGAAGGGAAAAAAUAAAAGAUCAAUGGGUGUAAAUGCUUUUUGCAGGGCGCUUUAUAAAUAUAUAUAAAGGUGUGGGUGUUGCAAUGCAUCCCCUGCAGUCAUUCUGGAAAAUGACAGAGCUCUCUGUUUAAAUGCCUAAAACUAAAUCAAAUCACAUAAACACAAGAGAAGAUCCCCAGUCGUCCCCCCCCCCUCCCUGUUUUCCCUUCAUUAACUUUGCAGAGAAGUAUUUAACGAGCGGAGGACGGAGAAAUGGGAGCCUUGUCAAUACGGUGGUCCCACUACAGGUCUCCUUGAAGCCCACGGAGCAAUCCAUCAUAGUGACACACCGUGUGGAAUCGAUGGCGAAACAGCGAUGGAGCUGCUGAGUGGGUCGCCUACUCCUCUGUAAUGCACCCUCGGUGCAAAAUCCGAGAUGUGCUCAUUCAUUUGUUCGCUUCAGAACUACUUCUGAAAGGUUGCACAAGUGGAAACUUUAACACAAUGUUCUCCAGCUGUGUCAUGCUUCUCGUACACGCUAUUAGGCUUUCAUCACACGACAAAGCUGAUUUUUAUUGUCAUGCGAGUAAUUCCCGUAGGUUUUUAUACACUAAGUUGUGCAUCACAUUUUUUUUUUCUUUCAAUGCACACUACUUUUGCACUGCUAUGGAAUCCUACUAUAGGAUGCUACUUUGUUCCUUAGAAAUGCAUUCAAAUUGGUUUGCUUAGAAUUAGCCUCACAUAACUUGUCCAUGUAUAUGACAAUAAAGAUUUUUUAAAAAUAUUUUA